Molecule: messenger RNA, 1802 nt
Organism: Amphibalanus amphitrite
Lineage: Eukaryota; Metazoa; Arthropoda; Thecostraca; Balanomorpha; Balanidae
Product: F-box/LRR-repeat protein 16-like
Exons: 3
Coding region: 504-1802 (432 amino acids)
Biological process (GO): SCF-dependent proteasomal ubiquitin-dependent protein catabolic process
Cellular component (GO): SCF ubiquitin ligase complex
Molecular function (GO): protein binding
Source: RefSeq, a predicted model, not a curated record
CUCUUUCUGAACCGAACGACAUCACUUUUAUGCCAAUUGAUUACCGUUUUUGAAGGUGGGAGGGUCCCUUUAAGGGGGUCGCUACUUAGGCACCAUCCCCUAUUUGAGUUUGCCAUCCGCACCUGCGGCAGCUCGUUCUUUCGAAGGCUGCCACCUGCUGCCACCGGCCGGCGGUGUCAGUUCAUCUCGGCGCCGGCAGAUGGCGGGCAGUGUGUUCCCUGACCAGGUAGGCUGAGCCGCCGGCGUGUGCUGUGAGGCGGAACAGCCGCCCGUCCCGGCGGCGGCGCGGCCGUGACGCGGCACCCACACCGCCGCGCCGGCCGGCAGCAGCGGCCCGCCGAGUCGUGUCCGCGGUGGACCGUACCGUGUCCGGCGCCGCGCGCAUGCGCCGCCCUGCGGUGGCCGAGUAUUGACGGCGCGGCGGCGGCGGCGUCACUGGCUCUCGAGUGCCGUGUGGUGUGAGCGGCCGUGCGGGGCCGUGUGAGCGGCCGUCAGUGCGCCGUAUGAUCUCCUGUGACGCGGCGAUGGAGACGGCUCGGGUGGAAAUAUCCCGCUGCAUCAACGGCCUGGGGCUGCGCUCCAAGGCCAAGGAGUCGCGCGACGACCGCGCCGCCACACAGGCCAGCCUGGAGCGGCACAUGUCGGCGGCCGGUGUGAAGCGCGGCAGUGUCAUGGAGAAGGUGGCCACCGUGUUCUGCGGCAGCGGCGCGGCGCGGCAGGCGCGCGCCGGCGUCCCGCCCCCGCCCCCUCCACCGCCGCCGCCGCGAGACAAGCCCACGCCGCCGGAGAAGCCGUCGCGGUUUUCUUUUCAGAAAAUGCGGAACGGGAUGUACCCGUCUCUGCACGGAGCCGGCGGUCGGAGGAGCCCGCGGCCGCCGGCGAGCAGCGGCCGGCGCCGCCAGCUGCGCGCGCCAGUCAUGAGCUGGACGGCGCUGUGGCAGCACGAGCCGUUUCUGGAGCGGUUCUUCCAACUGUUCUCUGGCGCCGAGGUGUGCGCGCUGGCGCAGGUGUGCCGCGUGUGGCGCGACGUGCUGUACCAGCCGCGCUUUUGGCGCGCCAUUCGGCCGGUGCUCAAUUGCCGCGACAUCCGCGAGUCGAGCGCGGGCGAGCCGGGCGCGGCGCGGCGCCGCUACCUGCACUCACUGCAGGUGCGCGCCUGUGACUCGCUGGCGCUGCUGCACGCCUCGGACGAGGACCUGUGCGAUCUGACGCACGGCUUCCCGGCGGCGGCCAAGUGUGUGCGCUCGCUGUCGCUGCAGUGCUGCCGGGUCUCCGACAAGGGCCUGGAGCAGACGCUGGACCAGCUGCACGGGCUGCAGCAGCUCGAGCUGUCCGGCUGCAACGAGGUGACGGACGCCGGCCUGUGGGCCUGCCUCAGCGCGCGCAUCGUCUCGCUCUCCGUCUCCGACUGCAUCAACGUGGCCGACGAGAGCGUGGCGGCGGUGGCGCAGCUGCUGCCGUCCCUCUGCGAGUUCAGCCUGCAGGCCUACCACGUCAGCGACGCGGCGCUCUCCUACUUCAGCAGCCAGCAGAGCGCCGCGCUCACCGUGCUGCGGCUGCACUCCUGCUGGGAGCUCACCAACCACGCCGUCCUCAACAUCGUUCAUAGUCUACCGAACCUCAGUGUACUCAGCCUGUCAGGCUGCUCUAAAAUCACCGAUGAGGGCAUCGAAGUCAUAGCGGAAAACCUGAAAGGUCUGCGCAGCCUGGACCUGAGCUGGUGCACACGGGUCACCGAUGCCGCUCUCGAGUACAUCGCCUGCGACCUGGCCCACUUGGAGGAGCUGGUGCUCGACAGGUGA